UUUUAGACCCGAUUUCUUUUUAUUCGUGAAAAUCUGUCUCAUUUAUCGGUGGCCAGAAAACACAAGCGCUCCUCCGUUCAGACGGCGCGGCGGAGCCACGAGCCCGGUUGAGUCUUUACGGUUCUCAUGAUGUGUUUAAGUACAGUCGGCAGCUCGGCCUCUCUGACAGUUCAUCAAAGUCUCAGCCAAGUCUGCGGAAGAAAAGUCAAAUCAGCACGAUGGCAGAACAAGUAGCUGCUGCUACUGCUGCUCCUGCGACGAAACCAGCCAAGAAGAAGACUCCCAGGACCAAGAAACCGGGUGUCAAACUCAGCGAGCGCAUCAGGAAAAUUGUGGCAGAGUCCAAGAACCGGAACGGCUCGUCUUUACCUUCCAUCAAGGAUCAUCUGAAGGCUGAAGGAUAUGAUGCUGUUCAGAACAGGCGCCGGAUUCUCUUGACCUUAAAGAGAAUGGAGGAAAAAGGCGUCCUGGUCAAGAAGAAGGCGUCCUAUAAGGUGAGCAAGCCUGUGACCAUAGGAAAGAAGGUCAAGAGAGCCAAGAAGACCGAAGGUCAGAAGAAAACUGUCAAGAGAAAAAGUGGUGUAAAAGCCACGAAAAGUCAGAAGAAGGCGAAAAAACCCAGCACGCCCAAGAAGAAAACCAAACCAAAGAGCCCCACGAAGAAAACAAAGGAGAGCCCGAAGAAAACGACCAAAAAGACCAAACCAGCCAAGAAACCAGCUGCAAAGAAAACUGCUGCAAAGAAAACUGCUGCAAAGAAACCGGCUGCAAAGAAACCAGCUGCAAAGAAAACAACAAAACCCAAAACUAAGAAGACAGUAAGCAAGAAGUGAGCAGUUAGUUUGCUACUUUCAAUCAAAAAGGCUCUU
This is a messenger RNA of Thalassophryne amazonica, 869 nucleotides long. Its product is annotated as histone H1.5-like. Gene Ontology annotation, cellular component: nucleosome. Lineage: Eukaryota; Metazoa; Chordata; Actinopteri; Batrachoidiformes; Batrachoididae. The coding region runs from base 219 to 833 and encodes 204 amino acids. The record is from RefSeq and is a predicted model, not a curated record. Gene Ontology annotation, molecular function: DNA binding; structural constituent of chromatin. The transcript has a single exon. Gene Ontology annotation, biological process: nucleosome assembly.